This is a messenger RNA of Salvelinus namaycush (lake trout), 1182 nucleotides long. RefSeq names its product cannabinoid receptor 2-like. The record is from RefSeq and is a predicted model, not a curated record. NCBI's taxonomy places the organism in Eukaryota, Metazoa, Chordata, Actinopteri, Salmoniformes, Salmonidae. Gene Ontology annotation, biological process: cannabinoid signaling pathway. Gene Ontology annotation, cellular component: membrane. Bases 1 to 1173 code for a protein of 390 amino acids. The transcript has 2 exons. Gene Ontology annotation, molecular function: cannabinoid receptor activity.
AUGGAUGGAUGGGACAAGCCUGUAGGGGCCAUGAUGUCCGAAGACAAUGGCAGCACCCCCACAUCAGCUCUGGUCAACCAGUCGUGUGUGGACCGGAAGUACUAUAUGGUUCUGGUUGAGGCGGAGAAGACAGCCAUCGGCUCCAUCUGUUUCCUGGCCGGACCCUUCACUUUCCUGGAGAAUGCGUUGGUCCUGGGUGUGAUCGCCGCCACCGCCAACCUGCGACGGCGUCCCUCCUACCUCUUCAUCGGCAGCCUGGCCCUGGCCGACGUCUUUGCCAGCUGCUUCUUCACCACCAGCUUCCUGGACUUCCACCUGUUCCACCGCCUUGAUGGGCCCAACGCCUACCUCUUCAAGCUGGGCGGGGUGACGAUGGCUUUCACCGGCUCGGUGGGUAGUCUUCUGUUGACUGCUCUGGACCGCUAUCUGUGUAUACAUCAGGCGGCGAGUUAUAAAGUGGUGUUAACGCGCCGCAGGGCCCUGUUUGCUCUCCUUGCCCUGUGGAGCACCACCAUCCUCAUCUCCUUCCUCGCUCUGAUGGGCUGGAGGUGCCCCACAGGGCUCUGCCCGCCCUGCUCGCGCCUCUUCCCAUACAUCGACCACCGCUACCUGGCCUGCUGGGCCAGCUUCAUCCUGGUGCUGCUGUCACUCAUCCUGAGCGCCUACGCCCUGAUCCUGUGGAGGGCCAAUCGGCAUGAGGCCUCCAUGACGGGCCUCCAGGGAGCGCCUACCCGUGGUCAGGCCCGCAUGCGGCUGGACAUUCGGUUGGCACGUACCCUGGGCCUGAUUCUGCUUAUCAUGGUGGGCUGUUGGCUGCCGACCCUCUCCUUCAUGCUGGCAGAUGUCUCGGUGCAGCUCACACACGUCCAGCAGAGGGCCUUUGCUUUCUGCAGCACCAUGUGCCUGGUCAACUCAGCCGUCAACCCACUGCUGUAUGCCCUGCGCUGCCGGGAGCUGAGGUUGGCACUGAUGCGGCUGUUGGGGGGCCUGAGUGAGGGGCUGGGGUGCUGCCAGAGGCACGUAGGGGAAGACACGACCACUACCCUUCCCUUAGGCGACAGCAACAGCUGUAGCGCGCACUCCGAGAGUGAGGCGCCCAGACUCGUUAGCUGCCGACCGAACACAGUCUCAGAAAUGGUUGGCAAGCAGCAGCUGGACAUGACUGGAAAAUGAGAAGGGUUG